This is a messenger RNA of Linum tenue, 468 nucleotides long. Lineage: Eukaryota; Viridiplantae; Streptophyta; Magnoliopsida; Malpighiales; Linaceae. The record is from the annotation of a GenBank genome assembly.
GCAACAUUCUUUUUACAGGAUAAUCCGCUUCCAGUCCCAGUUGUGAACUCCAAGCGUCGAAAUGAUCUUCCGAAGGGAGGGUAUUAUAUAAGAACAUUCGAGGGAAAACUCAGAAGUACUAAACUUGAAGAAGAUCAACUCAAGCCCCAAAACGAUGUAAUCGUCCAUUAUCCUCUGCAUUCCCUGAUCCACUCUGAUCACACUCUGCACUCCACCAAGCCAUGGAUUCUUGGCAGUCUGUACUCUGGGACUGUUUACAUAUGGACUUACCAGACGCAGGGCAGGUCAGGGGAACUGUGUAAUUGAUCUUGCUGUUAACGUCUUGCUUCUCCUCAUUAGGCUGCAAUGUACUGUAUGGGGCGGUUUCUUUGCUCAGAUUAAACCACAUUUGCAGACCUAUAGCGUGAUUGUUAAUCAAUUUGUCUUCAAUAAAAAUGUUUUAGCAUUGAUGUGAGAAUCUAUUUGGAG